AGUCUUGUACAGGUGUACUGGCUCCUCCCCUUCAGUCUUGUACAGGUGUACUGGCUCCUCCCCUUCAGUCUUGCACAGUGUACCAGCUCCUCCCCUUCAGUCUUGCACAGGUGUACCGGCUCCUCCCCUUCAGUCUUGCACAGUGUACCAGCUCCUCCCCUUCAGUCUUGCACAGGUGUACCGGCUCCUCCCCUUCAGUCUUGCACAGGUGUACUGCUCCUCCCCUUCAGUCUUGCACAGGUGUACUGGCUCCUCCCCUUCAGUCUUGCACAGGUGUACCACUCCUCCCCUUCAGUCUUGCACAGGUGUACUAGCUCCUCCCCUUCAGUCUUGCACAGGUGUACCAGCUCCUCCCCUUCAGUCUUGCACAGGUGUACCGGCUCCUCCCCUUCAGUCUUGCACAGGUGUACCGGCUCCUCCCCUUCAGUCUUGCACAGGUGUACCAGCUCCUCCCCUUCAGUCUUGCACAGGUGUAACGGCUCCUCCCCUUCAGUCUUUCACAGGUGUACCGGCUCCUCCCUUUCAGUCUUGCACAGGUGUACCGGCUCCUCCCCUGCAGUC
This is a messenger RNA of Staurois parvus, 561 nucleotides long. NCBI's taxonomy places the organism in Eukaryota, Metazoa, Chordata, Amphibia, Anura, Ranidae. The record is from the annotation of a GenBank genome assembly.